This is a messenger RNA of Quercus robur (English oak), 924 nucleotides long. Its product is annotated as gibberellin-regulated protein 14-like. The record is from RefSeq and is a predicted model, not a curated record. Lineage: Eukaryota; Viridiplantae; Streptophyta; Magnoliopsida; Fagales; Fagaceae. The transcript has 4 exons. The coding region runs from base 223 to 735 and encodes 170 amino acids.
AAAAGAAAAAGAAAAACUGAGUUUCAGGACAUGUAGCCAUAACUUGUGUCUCAGUGAUUUGGUGAAGCUCAAGCUGGCAUGCACUGUUUGAUUGAAUAAAAGGCCAGCUGUAGAGAUUUCUCUCUCCAUUUUUUAGCACUAUUUAUACCACAGAUAGUUCUGCCUUGAAUCAGUAUCAAGUGACUAGUAGCUUUCACAUUUUCUUCCCUUCUCUUUCUAAAGAUGGCUUUGAAAGCUAUGCUCUUUUUGUUCACCACUUUUCUUGUGUUUACUGCAACAGUUUCAUCUAAAGAUGAGGAACUCAAGGAGGUCACUUAUGUCAAAGAGCCAGAACCAGCACAACCUCCUGCUAAGGUCCCAGUUUAUGCACCACCUCCACCUGUGAAGACGCCACCAUCUCAAUCUCCUCCACCAAAGGCACCAGCUUAUGCACCACCACCACCUGUGAACACACCACCAUCUCAAUCUCCUCCACCAAAGGCACCUGCCCCUGUGCCCCCAGUUGAGCCACCCACUUCUCCACCACUGCCCCCAGUGAAGUCUAAACAAGAUUGUAUCCCCAGAUGUGAUCAGAGAUGUCAAUUACAUAACCGGAAGAGAGUGUGCAUGAGAGCCUGCAUGACAUGCUGUGACCGCUGCAAGUGUGUUCCACCAGGAACAUUUGGUAACAGGGAAAAAUGUGGCAAGUGCUACACCGAAAUGACCACUCACGGCAACAAAUACAAGUGUCCUUGAAUGGCCUAUAUCACUUGGAUGGUUGUAUUUUCUAGAUCUGUAAUAAGUAUUGAGAAGAGGGUGAAAACAUUUGGUUUUCCACGCAGUGUUCUUUUUACUAGCUAGCUACUUCCUGAAGCAAUAAAUUGUGCAUAUAGUGCUAGGCCAAGAAUUGUUUUGUGGUGUUCAAUACAUUUUCCCAUUUUGCUA